Prinia subflava (tawny-flanked prinia) is the source of this 4138-nucleotide messenger RNA. RefSeq names its product serine/arginine repetitive matrix protein 1-like. Bases 777 to 2684 code for a protein of 635 amino acids. The record is from RefSeq and is a predicted model, not a curated record. The transcript is spliced from 2 exons. NCBI's taxonomy places the organism in Eukaryota, Metazoa, Chordata, Aves, Passeriformes, Cisticolidae.
UGGCUAUGUGCACCCCUGCACCUUGGGCAGCUUCCUGGGAGCACUUGGGAAUAUUCCACUCCCCCAAGCCCAGUGUUCCCACCAAUAAAGUCAGAUUGUUCUAAUCACCUGCUCCUUCCUGCACCACUGCCUGGCUGGAAUUCCCACUGGCGAGCAAGCAGGUCUGCAGGCUCUGCCUGUUCUGCAGCCUCUCGAAACACUCAGCUUGGGGAAAUGAAUUACCAAUCAAAAUCAGAGCAGGAUGAUCAGAAGUAAAAUAGUAAAAACUCUUGCCCUCCCUGCCUUUCCUUCCUGGGCUCUCCAUCCUCCCUCCCAUCAUGACAAGGAGAUGGGGAAUGAGGGCUGUGGUCACAUCAUUUCUGUCCCUGCUCAGGGAGAGGGGUUGUAGUCCUUCCCCUGCUCCAGAGUGGAAUCCCUCCCAUAGGAGCCAGUGCUCCAUGAACUUCUCCAGUGUGAGUUGUUCCCACGGGCUGCAGUUAAAUCUUUUAUCCCCGAGGUGUCACCACCAUCUCUGCUAGGCUCAACCUUGGCCAGCAGUGGGUGCAUCCUGGAGCUGGUAGUGUUGGCUCUGCUGGACAUGGGGAGAAUUCUGGGAAUUUCUCACAGAAGCCACCCCUGUAGCCCCCUUGCUGCCAAAAUCUGGCCAUGAAAACGCAACACAACUGACAACUGCAUUGGGUGAUGCAGGGCCUCAUGGUGCCCUGGAGCCAUUGUGACACUGCAGGGCCUCAUGACACCAAGGAGCCAUUGUGACACAGCAGGGCCACAUCCUGCCCAUGGGGUGUUUAAGGAGCCCCCCUGGGGUACCCACUCAAGCUGAACACCUUGCUCAGGAAGUAGCAGCUUCCCAGGACACCUGUGGAAAGGGAGCCAUGGAGGAGCAGAACCCCAGUCCCCAGAGCCCCAAGGAGAGGCACCAGCUGAGAGAUGGAGGGAGAAGUCAACAGGACGGCACCAGGCAUACCAGCACCCUACCCAGGCAGCUGCCUCCAUCCCACACCUCUUCCUCCCGUCCACAGCUGCGGCAGCCUCAGGGCAGCCAGGGCCGGUCCCUGCACCGGCUGACAUUGCCCCGCAGCACCCAGGGCUGGUCUCUGCACUGGCUGACAUUGCCCCGCAGCACCCAGGGCACCCAGAGCCGGUCCCUGCAUCGGCUGACAUUGCCCCGCAGCACCCCGGGCACCCAGAGCCGGUCCCUGCAUCGGCUGACAUUGCCCCGCAGCACCCCGGGCACCCAGAGCCGGUCCCUGCAUCGGCUGACAUUGCCCUGCAGCACCCAGGGCCGGUCCAUGCCCCGGCUGACAGUGCCCCGCAGCACCCAGGGCCAGUCCAUGCCCCGGCUGACAGUGCCCCGCAGCACCCAGGGCCAGUCCAUGCCCCGGCUGACAGUGCCCCGCAGCACCCAGGGCCAGUCCAUGCCCCGGCUGACAGUGCCCCGCAGCACCCCGGGCACCCAUGGCAGCCAGGGCCAGUCCCUGCAUCGGCUGACAUUGCCCUGCAGCACCCAGGGCCGGUCCAUGCCCCGGCUGACAUCUCGCAGCACCUUGAGCUCAGGGGCCACUGAGACCCAUCUCAGCCUGGAUGAGGGGGGCCGGGAAGAAGGCCCGCAGCAGCGCAGGUCCUGCCCUGGUGGCUCCUUGCAGCCAGCCACCCUGGCUAGCAGAGCCACAGCCCGUGGCCAGCACCGGCCCAUGAGAAGCCGCCGGGCCUCCAGCAGCCCAGUGGAGCCAGAACCAGUGAGAGCAAAACACAGAGGCCUGGACGAGGCUUCCUGUGGCCAGCGGCGGCCCAUGAGAAGCCGUCGGGCCUCCAGCAGCCCAGUGGAGCCAGAACCAGUGAGAGCGAAACACAGAGGCCUGGACGAGGCUUCCUGUGGCCAGCGGCGGCCCAUGAGAAGCCGUCGGGCCUCCAACGGCCCAGCGGAACCAGAACUGAUGAGAACAAAGCACGGAGGUCUGGACAAGGCUUCCCAUGGCCAGUACAGGCCUGUGAGAAGCCGCCGGGCCUCCAGUGGCCUGGUGGAGCUGGAACUGGUGAGGGCCAAGCACGGAGGCCUGGACAAGGCUUCCCCUGCCCACAGCGUGGCAGUGCAGCAACUCCUGCACCCCGUCCCAGUGGCUGCUGCUGGGGUAAGCCCAGUGACCUCUAAAAAUCUCCAUCUCUCUUUCCAGGCCUCCACGAGAAAACCUUCUCCUGACCCACAGAGAAAGGCCUCUCACCGUGUCAAACGGGAAACCCAGACUGAGACCUGGACCCAAGGGGUGGAUUCAGCUGUUCAAUAUGCUGAGCAGGAGACACAGACAGAUACCAUGGUAGAAGAGGAGAAAAAUUCAGCUGCUCCUCUCAUGGUUGACCAGGAGACAGAGACUGAGACUCCAACACAAGAGGAGAAUCCAGCUUCUCAAAUCACUGACAAGGGGACACAGACCAAGGCCCACAGCUCUGCCUCCUCCACAGGCGCUGAUGCCCUGGCUCACCAGCAGCCACCCUUCCUGUCCUGCAGGGCAUUCUGGCACUCCUGCACAGCUGGACAGCCUCAUGCUGCCAGUGCCCUGCAGGACCCCAGGGAAAGCCGCUGCUCCAGGCAACCACAACGUUCUGAGCGCGGCACACCAGAGAAGUGGGGAUGGACGGCACUGCCACCCUACUCUUGGCCAUGGCUCAUUGAGAUGAAUCAGUUUUAAUAAAAUAUUUCAUUUCUCUAAUCAUGCCCAGCAGUGCCUGGUCCAUCAGGAGAAAGUCGGCUGCAGGUAAGGCCCGUGCUGAGCGGGAGAGUCCCUGUGCUCCUACAGCCAAGCAGAGCCUCUGCCAAGUUUCAGGUGCUCCUCUGGUUCAGAUCCCUGGGCUGGUGCUGGUGGCCAGCCCUCAGCUGAACCCUGUCAGCUCCCUCCCGCCUACCUGCUUCCCCGUGAACAUUUCAGAUCAUAAAUUUGGUGAGUUUUCGCUAAGGCUGCAUCUCCUUAGGCUCACGAGGAACGUCCUCAGUGUAGGAAUAGGAGCACCUCUCCCCUUUCCUUUUAAGAUCUGCCUUGCUGCUGUACCACUUUGGGGAGUUCUGCUUGGUGGUGUGUGGGCAAAGCUUUCCUCCUAGUCCUGCCAUCAGGGCAUUUCGCUGCCCUUUCUAAGGAAACAAAAUACCAAAACUAUAGCACUGCCCUGAACUCCCUCUGCUCCCACAGGGAUGAGUAAAGCCAGCCAGAGACCAGCUGCCCCAUGGACAGGUUAGGGGGUGCUGGGACCAGACAGGGCUCCCCCGACAUCUUUCUUUGGGGAUGGCUGGGCUUGUCUGCAGUUUCCAGCACCAGGGUCAGGCAGGAAGUUGGGAGGAGCAGUGGAGUCUCCCUGUUUUUCCAGCUGUGCAGACACAUGGGCCCUGCAGGUCCCACAGGCCACUUCCCCUCCCUUCCCUGAGCCACAGACUCAGGCUGACAUGCACAGAAAUCUGCCUGGACACGGAAAAAAAGGCAGGAGCCAGGGAGCCUGAUGCAGGUUUUUUCUGUACAUCAGUGUUUUUGACACCACAGCCUGUUGCUGCAUAUAAUAAAACAGAAAUCAGAAAGAGCAACCAGAAUACACACCCAAAGGCAAAAAACCCUUGGCUUAAAGAAGGUGCUGCCGCGCCCCCGGGUGAAGGCUGGCAGCAGGGCUCCAAGGGGGGAAACGCCUGCCCUGGCUGGGGAGAAACACAACACAAAGAAAAAACGAACCAACAAAAAAACUCACCCAAGGCUCCCGCUGCGGAGCGAGGAGAGCCAGAAUCCCCCGAUUAUCCCGACCUCAGUCCUGUUAGCACCUGUACAAUAAAACUGUACCGGCCCCGAGGCAGAGCAGCGCGCCUGCACCCGCUCCCGCACAGAGAGCUGCUCCCGGGACACCGGCGAGGUGCAGGGAACGGGGCAAGAGGCGGCUCCUGCCGCGGGGACAGAGCCUGGGGCGGGGCGCAAGCUGCCGAAGCGGGGGACGCGCUGGGGGCCGCGGGCUGCGCCUGCCCGGGCAGCGCCGCCGGGACAGGGAGCAGCAGCACGAAUGAGAUGGAGAAGGAGCACGGGAGAGGAUGGAGCAGUGCGGCUGGCUCCCGGCUGGGGCUGAGCGCUGGCAGCAGGAGCGAGCUCCAAGGCCAAGGGAAGGGGCUGUCCCC